This is a messenger RNA of Sander lucioperca (pikeperch), 1133 nucleotides long. RefSeq names its product succinate dehydrogenase complex, subunit D, integral membrane protein b (gene sdhdb). Gene Ontology annotation, cellular component: mitochondrial envelope; membrane. NCBI's taxonomy places the organism in Eukaryota, Metazoa, Chordata, Actinopteri, Perciformes, Percidae. Bases 94 to 570 code for a protein of 158 amino acids. Gene Ontology annotation, molecular function: heme binding; ubiquinone binding. Gene Ontology annotation, biological process: mitochondrial electron transport, succinate to ubiquinone; tricarboxylic acid cycle. The transcript is spliced from 4 exons. The record is from RefSeq and is a predicted model, not a curated record.
CGCUUUGCUGAUCUUCUCAAACAUCCAACAUCUUUGUGCCGCUGACUACUCAACAUCUACAUCCGGGUAACUGUGCUGGUGACCUUGAUUAUCAUGGCGGCUAUCGUCAGGUUGGGUUCUGUGUGUCGCAGAGGAGUCAAACCUCUGUUCUACCAAAGCACUUUGUUGGCCAGGCCGCUGGUUGUACCACACAAGUACCAGGAGCAGCCCUACCAGCUGACUGCGAAGAUUCAUGCGUCACAGGCUCUGUACGCGGGCUCCGGAUCCAAAGCCGCCUCUUUGCACUGGACAGCAGAGCGAGUGCUGAGCAUCUUGCUUCUGGCCAUGGGACCCGCAGCCUAUUUUAACCCCUGUCCUGCCAUUGACUACUCCUUGGCUGCUGCCCUGACCCUGCAUGGACACUGGGGUAUUGGGCAGGUGCUUACAGACUACGUUCAUGGGGACACAAAGAUCAAGCUUGCCAAUGCAGGCCUCUUCCUCCUGUCCACGGUCACCUUCGCUGGUCUUUGCUAUUUCAACUACAACGACGUGGGAAUCUGCAAAGCCAUCGCGCUGCUCUGGAGCAAAUGAAGUAGAACUAUGGACUGGGAAGCUUGGGAGGACCUCGACACUGGGAUGGGAGCAAUCUCGCCCCGGGCUGAUUGUAAAAGUUUAAGGUGUUCUAUGUAAAUUCUUAUAAAUAUAUCAUUUUUGACAAUAUGACAGUGAUUCAUAAGGGUGUAAUUAACAUCUAUCAAUUCAGGCUUGGUCUUUUAAGUUCUUGCUCAACAAGUAGCAUCCAUUUUCUCUUCUAUGUGGGAGCUCGGCUUCCAUUUGUGUUCAACGUGGACUUUUAUUUAUCCUACAUCAGCCUGUAGUCCAGUUAACUCAAAUGUCACGACCAUUUCUAACUAUAAGAUGUCAAGUAUCCUGGCAUGUAAUAGUUAUCUUUAAUGGGAACAUACAUGUUUUCAACAAGACAGCUAUGACUUCUAUAAAGUCUAACAGAAUAGUGCCGUUUGACAUGUAAUUUAUUUUUUUCCUGUUCAGGUCCUUUUUUGUGGCUGAUUCCUUAAAUGUAUUUUAUUUCAAUCACAAUGUGUUACAUACUACCCUUUGCUCAUAAACCCAUCAGAAAUAAUGGGGCAGCACUA